AUGUUUCUAGCCAUUGUGGGCAUUGUCUAUAUCUUGUUAGUGCCUGAAGAAACAGAAGCUAUCAAUCCUCCCACGGCCGUUCUUGAUUUGAGCGACAAAUUUUUGGAUGUCAAAGAUGAAGGAAUGUGGUUUGUUGAAUUCUAUGCUCCGUGGUGUGCACAUUGCAAAAGAUUACAUCCCGUGUGGGAUCAAGUUGGACACUCCUUGUCAGAUAGCAACCUUCAAAUCAGGGUCGGUAAACUCGAUUGCACACGAUUCCCUGCUGUCGCCAACAAACUUGGUAUCCAGGGAUAUCCAACUAUCACUUUCUUUCGAAAUGGACAUGCUAUUGAAUACAGAGGCGGAAGAGAAAAAGAGGCAUUGGUCAGUUUUGCGAAGAGAUGCGCAGCUCCAAUUAUAGAGACUAUCAAAGAAAACCAAGUGGAAAAGGUGAAACUAUCUGCACGUUCUCAACCAUCCUACAUCUUUUUCGGCCAUUCUUCGGGUCCAUUGUUUGAUGCUUUUAACGAAGCAGCCAAUGCGAAAUUUUCAGUUGCUAGAUUUUACACAGUAGCUCCUUCCAAAGAAGAAACAAAUUUCCGCCAAAGAGUGGUUGUUUUGAAAGAUAACGUUGAAAUUGAGUUCCAAGAAGACAUUGAAGCAUUGAAAGAUUGGGUUGUCAGAGAGCGAUGGCCAACCUUUGUCCACGCGACAUCAUCAAACCUUGCUGAACUCGGUGCAAGUGGGAAACUUGUUGUUCUCAUUGUAUCCAGUGAGAGUCAGAAGUUCAAUACAACCAGCCCGGUUCGCGAAUUUCAUAAAGUUGCUGAAGAUGCAUCAAAGGAAAUGAGGAAACACUCGGCGCUUUGGAAUCGAUUCCAGUUUGCAUGGCUUGAUGGUUCAGACCUUGCCUCUCAAAUUCAAAUGGCCUCUGUUUCCGAACCCCACUUGUUUGUAUUCAACUACACGAGCUAUGAGUACUAUCUCAGCGAAGAUGAACCAAGCCAAAUGACAAUUAAAUCAAUUUUUACUUUCUUGGAGCAAACUGCUGAAGGAAUAGAUAAGGGUACAAUUAUUGCCUUCGGAGGCCGUAAUUUAUUGACUCGGAUGAAGAGAAUGAUUUUCGAAUUAUACUGGAAUAUUGCACAAAUGUUUGCUACUCAGCCAUUGCUAUCUUCCUGUCUUUUCGGAGUUCCUAUUGCUUUUCUCAGCAUCAUUUGUUAUAGCAUCUGUUCUGCCGAUUUCACUGUCGAUCGCGAUGAAUUCUAUGGCGACGAAGCACUCGAAGAUGAGGAAGAGGAAACUGACACAAUAGAAACGGAUGACGAUCAUGAGAAAGCCGAAUAA
This is a messenger RNA of Caenorhabditis briggsae, 1326 nucleotides long. Gene Ontology annotation, biological process: peptidyl-cysteine oxidation. The transcript is spliced from 7 exons. Gene Ontology annotation, cellular component: endoplasmic reticulum. Bases 1 to 1326 code for a protein of 441 amino acids. Gene Ontology annotation, molecular function: protein disulfide isomerase activity. Lineage: Eukaryota; Metazoa; Nematoda; Chromadorea; Rhabditida; Rhabditidae. The record is from RefSeq and is a predicted model, not a curated record.